AGUCAAUUUACAGAGCAAUCAAAAUUGUUUGAAAGGUUAGAUUUCAACAGCGAAUUUUCCGAAGAUGUCUGGGCGUGGAAAGGGCGGUAAGGGUUUGGGAAAGGGAGGAGCGAAACGACACCGUAAGGUCCUCCGCGACAACAUCCAAGGCAUCACGAAGCCGGCCAUUCGCCGUCUGGCUCGCCGUGGAGGAGUGAAGCGUAUCUCCGGCCUCAUCUACGAGGAAACUCGCGGCGUCCUCAAGAUCUUCCUCGAGAACGUCAUCCGCGACGCUGUUACCUACACCGAGCACGCUCGCCGGAAGACGGUCACCGCAAUGGACGUCGUCUAUGCUCUCAAGAGACAGGGCCGCACUCUGUACGGAUUCGGCGGUUAGAAUUUGGUUUCGCCGGUGUAUAUUUUGGUGGUGUUUAGGUCUAGGGUUGAUGAUUAGGGUUUAAAUUGGGCGUUCUAUUUUGAAUCAAUCUCCGAUUGAUGAUUGUUGGAAUGUUAAUCUGAUCUAGAUCCAAUGAAUUUUAGUUCUUAUGAAUCCUUAAUUCUCUAAUUUUAUCUUCUAUUUUAUUUUUGGAUGCAA
Molecule: messenger RNA, 574 nt
Organism: Ipomoea triloba (trilobed morning glory)
Lineage: Eukaryota; Viridiplantae; Streptophyta; Magnoliopsida; Solanales; Convolvulaceae
Product: histone H4
Exons: 1
Coding region: 65-376 (103 amino acids)
Biological process (GO): nucleosome assembly
Cellular component (GO): nucleosome
Molecular function (GO): protein heterodimerization activity; DNA binding; structural constituent of chromatin
Source: RefSeq, a predicted model, not a curated record